CACCUUUUGCUGGCCUUGCCUUUCCUACCCAGGUUAAAUAUGUAAGAAGGGAAGCUCAGUAAACUGUAUGUUAUUCUCGUUCAACAUCUGAUCACAUCUCACACAUCUGAAAGCGUAAACCAUGUCUUUCACUAGAAGGUCAUACGGUCAAGUCCAAACAGUUUCCACUGGGAACAGCAGUAGCACUAAAGUAGUGGAAGACAGCAAAAAGAAGACAUCAUUGCUGAAGGACAACAGCUGGAUCAAGACCAGUGUGAAUGAAAAUGAGCCAGAACAAGAUGCAAUCUUUGGCAAAACUGUUCUAAAGCGUUACAAGUCCAACGAAAACCUUAUCAGACCUGCAGAUAGUAAAACUAGCAAAACCGAGAGCAAAACCACCACCAUCACCACUUCAUCAGGUUCUGUUCAUGCUCUCACUAAAAGAUUUGGGAGCCAGGACAUGCUGAAUGAAAGCAGAACCACAGGAACUAAAACAACAGUAAAAACAUUGCCCAAGACAAGCACUACAGCUACAACACUCAAAGAUGGUACAAAAAUAACUGAGACAACUGUCACCACAACCAGUAAAGAUGUAGUGAAAAGCAGGUCUGCAAUGUUCAGUGAACGAGACCAGCCAGUUUUAAAGAGGAGUUCUGGUGACUACAAGACUGAAGUCGUUACAGUGAAGUCAUCAAAGGACACUAUUGAUGGACCAACCGCACCUGCCAAGACCACCACAAGCAUCAAAACUUACACCAAAGAGGACGUUUCCCCAGCUAAAACAACAUCUCACUCCAUCCUAUCCACAAAAAGUGACAAGACUGAAGUCGUUACAGUGAAGUCAUCAAAGGACACUAUUGAUGGACCAACCGCACCUGCCAAGACCACCACAAGCAUCAAAACUUACACCAAAGAGGACGUUUCCCCAGCUAAAACAACAUCUCACUCCAUCCUAUCCACAAAAAGUGACAAGACUGAAGUCGUUACAGUGAAGUCAUCAAAGGAAACCACUGAUAUAGCAAGCUCACCCCUUAAGACCACCACAAGCAUCAAAACUUACACCAACAAGGAGGAAUUUUCACCAACUAAAACAACAUCCUACUCUGUCCGCUCCACAAAGAGCACUGAUGAUCAACUGUUUGACACUCUCAUACCAACAUCAAUCCAGACAAUAUAUUCCAAACCCGAAAGCAGUGACUACAAGACUGAAGUAGUUACGGUGAAAUCAUCAAAGGAAACCAUUGAUGUGCCAAGCACACCUGUCAAGACCACCACAAGCAUCAAAACCUACAAGGAGGAAGUUUCACCAACUAAAAUGACAUCCUACUCAAUCCAAUCCACAAAGAGCACUGAGGAUCAACUAUUUGACACUCUCAUACCAACAUCAAUCAAGACAACUUCUACCAAUUAUGACAGCAGUCGUGGGGAAGAUAUAACUGUCUCCAAAUCCAUCAGAACGGUCUACUCCACAAGCGACAGAAAUGAGUGGACCAGUGUCACAAGUCCUACUUACACCAGAACAUCAUACACAGACAGUCCUUUUGACAUCCUUACAUCAAAAUCCACUACAACAGUAUACACAUCACCUGAGAAGAAAGUCAAUGAGAGAGACCUUUGUACAUUCUGCCAUAAAAACAUGUACAAUGCAGAAAAGAUGAUCCUGGAAGACAUGAGUAUAAACUGUCAUGCAAGUUGUUUCAAGUGUGAGGUAUGCAAUGCUUCCCUUGGACACCUGAAGGCAGGAGACAGCUUGUGGGUCUACAAUCGCUCUGUUCACUGUGAAAGCUGCUUUGGUGUCACCAAGGGCAAGUGGCAUCGCUGAAACUACGUAGACCAUUAAUGAAGUCAAAUAAAAGAAAAUGAUUGACCAAACAUUUAGACAGCCUAGACUGUAACUUUUUCAUGGUUUUAAUGUGGACCCCAUGUCAUCUACAGUACAUUUAAACAGUUUUGGUUGUGGUCUUAUGUCAGAUAAAUGAAAUGCAUUGAUGUUAUCAUUUCCUAGUGAUGUGAUAUGUAUCUCAUUUAACUGCCAAUAUAAUAAUAAUAUUUUAAUUGAAGAAUUGUCUAUCAUCUCAUGUAUGAUAAUAAUAAAUAAGAGUAAUAUUAGAGUUGAUUUGUUCCAGUUUUUUGUCACUUGUGUUAUUUUAAUAAAGGUUUAAUGUCUAUGAUAU
This is a messenger RNA of Xyrauchen texanus (razorback sucker), 2153 nucleotides long. Its product is annotated as mucin-3A-like. Gene Ontology annotation, biological process: epidermis development. Bases 122 to 1801 code for a protein of 559 amino acids. The transcript is spliced from 29 exons. Gene Ontology annotation, cellular component: cytoplasm. Lineage: Eukaryota; Metazoa; Chordata; Actinopteri; Cypriniformes; Catostomidae. The record is from RefSeq and is a predicted model, not a curated record.